Oncorhynchus keta (chum salmon) is the source of this 1965-nucleotide messenger RNA. Its product is annotated as prolargin-like. The record is from RefSeq and is a predicted model, not a curated record. NCBI's taxonomy places the organism in Eukaryota, Metazoa, Chordata, Actinopteri, Salmoniformes, Salmonidae. Gene Ontology annotation, molecular function: protein binding. The transcript is spliced from 7 exons. The coding region runs from base 179 to 1321 and encodes 380 amino acids.
CCAAUAGGAGGCUUGUCCACUAAGAAGGAGAGAGGGAGGGAGAGGAAGAGAGAGGUAAGGGUAAGAGAAGGGUAAGAGAGACAGAGAGCAGAGAGACAGAAAACUCUCAACUUGAGAAAGAGGGCAGGUACCAUUGACAGCUCUUUUUCCUCCACCCCUUCUCUCUCCAUCCAGGACAAUGAAGGCAGCUGUGGGACUCUACUCUGCCCUGGUGCUCUGUCUCCUGAUGGGGGCAGUGUUCUCCCAGAGACCGAGACCUAAAAAACCUCCUAAGCCUCCUAAGGCCACCAAGCGGCCCUCUUUCAAGCCUAGCCUGCCCACUGAUGAGCUGGAACCCCAGGAGCCCACAGACUUCCCCCCUCCCAUCCUUGGCCCCCCCUCCAUGUUCCUUGACUGCCCCCGCGAGUGUUUCUGCCCCCCCUCCUUCCCCAACGCCCUCUAUUGUGAGAACCGGAACCUCCGUACGGUCCCUGUGAUCCCGUCGAGAGUCCACUACCUUUACCUGCAGAACAACUACAUCUCUGUGGUAACAGCGGAACCCUUCAAUAACGCCACAGAGCUGCGAUGGGUUAACAUGGCCAACAAUCGCAUAAGAAAAGUAGACAAGCAGGUGUUUGAGAAGGUACCUGGUCUGUUGUUUCUCUACAUGGAGAGGAACCAGCUGAAGGAGGUUCCUGAUGACCUGCCAGCUGGGUUGGAGCAGCUCAUUCUCAGCCACAACCAGAUCUCCAAGAUCCCCUCUGGAGCCUUCGGCAAGAUGGAGCACCUUGCUCUGCUCGACCUGCACCACAACAAGUUGAGUGACAGUGAUGUGGGGAAGAACACUUUUAAAGACAUGAAGAACCUGGUUCAGCUGAACUUGGCCCACAACAUCCUGAAGAAGAUGCCAGCUAACAUCCCCAACGGCAUCACACAACUAUUCCUGGACAGGAACAACAUCGAGGACAUCCCUAAGGACUACUUCCAAGGCUUCUCCAACCUGGCGUUUGUGAGACUCAACUUCAACCAGCUAAGUGAUAAGGGAGUACCUAAGGCUGUGUUCAACGUUUCCACCCUGCUAGACCUUCACCUGGCCCACAACCAGCUCACCUCCGUCCCCCUGUUCAACCCCCAGCUGGAGCAACUGCACCUCAACCACAACAGCAUUGAGAGUAUUAACGGAACCCAGCUUUGUCCAUUCAGUCUGUCCUCUGAGAGUCUGACUGAUGAGGCUCUGAUGCCCAGGCUCAGGUACCUGCGUCUGGAUGGGAACCACCUGAGCCCUCCUGUCCCUCUGGAUGUCAUUAUGUGUUUCAGACACCUCAAGUCUAUUGUCAUCUAGAGUCAGGCCUGGACAUCACAACAUCACACACACACACAAAACCACACAACACACACACAACCACACACAUUAGUAUUUUAGAUGGGUGAAAUGGUGCCAGAUAACCUGAGUAAAAUGAUAACUGUACGGCUUUGACAACUUCAGGAAUAUUUCACAGCUGAAAGAUUUUAAAACAUUAAAACAAAUAUUUAUAAAACUAGGUUUUGGUGCAUGGAUGUAUCUGCAGUUCCAGUAAGAUAGGAGUUGUUUUGUCUGUAAGUUGUGUUUCUAAUAUUAAGGUAAAUUACCAUAGAAUAAUGGAACAAGUGGCAGAUGGAAAAUAAAGGUACAUUGACUGACAUGCUACAAAUAUAGUGUAGUUAUAAUUAGGGUAUGAUUAGUCUUUGCACAUAAUGAAUGUACUGUAACACUACAUCUGGGGUAGGAAAGAAGCAUGGUAAUGGUUUACAGGGGCUAAUACACAGGUAUGGCAUUUGGUGAAUGAAAAACAGGUUAAAAACGUGACUACCAUGUAGUUUAAAAUGUCCUUGGUGUAUCUGUGUUUUUGAGGUACUUUCGAUAAAAGUAAUUGUAUCCCUUUGUUUUGUAUGAAGCAGUUCUGUACAAAUAAAAUAAAUAAAACGUGCUCGUGGGCUAAUCAUGAA